AUGCACAUCCCACACGAGAGCCCCAAAGUCGCCCGGAUGCCUGAACCGCCGUCGCCCAAGAGGAGGCGCGAGGAAGGUGACGCCGAGGCGGCCGAGGCUGCGGCUGGACGGCCAACCAAGGCGGCACGGAGGCGGCUGUCGGCCUCGCCAUCGCCGCCCCCACUGUUUGCCGACGCACCAGCUGCAGGAGGCGAGGAUGGGACCGAGACGGGUGGAGCCGACAAGGACGCUGCAGCUCCACCGGUGGCGCCCAAGCGGCCGCUGUCAGCGUACAUGCUGUUCUCGGCGAGCAAGCGGGCUGAGGUGGCGGCGUCGAUGCCGCCGGGCUCACGCGCAACCGACGUGAUGCGGGCGCUGGGCGCAGCGUGGAAGGCGCUGAGCACCGAGGAGCAGGCAGCGUUCAAGGCACAGGCAGCAGCGGCCAAGGCCGAGUACAAGCCGAUCCACAACAACUCGAUUGCCAUGCUUCUCCUUGGAUCGCCGUACUCGUUCCAGGCGAGCUCUCGUAAGAACAGCAGCAAGAGCAAGAGCAAGGGUGCAGCGGCGGCAGCGGCGCGCAAGAAGAGCUCGCGGACGAAGCGGUCUGCGCCUGUGGCAAGCGCCAACCCACGCCAGCCUGCCCCCGCCGACACCACCACCAUCAGCCAGGCGCUGGCGCAGGCCUCGGAGGCCCUCGCCGGUAGCGACGGCAAGAACGAUGCUGCUGGCGAGAGCGGCAGUGAGUCGGAUGACGACGACACGACCCAGCCUGGCGCCGCGCCUUCGACCAUGUCGCUCCUCAGCAUGUUUGCCGCCCCGCAGUACUAA
Molecule: messenger RNA, 807 nt
Organism: Thecamonas trahens ATCC 50062
Lineage: Eukaryota; Apusomonadida; Apusomonadidae
Exons: 3
Coding region: 1-807 (268 amino acids)
Source: RefSeq, a predicted model, not a curated record